Eptesicus fuscus (big brown bat) is the source of this 956-nucleotide messenger RNA. RefSeq names its product basic salivary proline-rich protein 1-like. The transcript is spliced from 4 exons. Bases 1 to 786 code for a protein of 261 amino acids. The record is from RefSeq and is a predicted model, not a curated record. NCBI's taxonomy places the organism in Eukaryota, Metazoa, Chordata, Mammalia, Chiroptera, Vespertilionidae.
AUGGCUCAUUCGCGCACGGGCGGGCGGGCGCGCAGUGGGCACGCGGGCCGCCAGGGGGUGCUGUCGGGGCGCGCACGGCCCUGCGGGCGCCGGGGCGCGGGCGAGCGCAGCCAGGCCGCCCGGGAACUUUUUCCUCCCGCUCCCCCUGCGGCCCCCACGCCGAGCCGCUCCCGCCUCUGUGCACAGGGGAGAGCGUUUCCCGCGGUCACAGGCAGCCCGUCCGGGUGCGCGGCCAGGGCCGGGUCCCGGUGCCGCCCCGCCCGCGGCUGGGCCGGGAGAGGCGGACUGGAGCGCGGGCGGCGCGGCCGGGAGGCGAGCGGAGCAGGCCGCCCACUGCGGCCCGAGCGCCGGCGCGAGGAGGGGGCGCGCGGCCCCCCUCCUUCCUGCCCGCGCGCGGCGGGCGGCGGCCGACCCGGACCCCAUGGCUUCCCGGGCCUCGGGGCCGCGAAGCCGCAGCGCCAGGCCCAGGGCCCCCGAGUGAGCGGCGCGAGGACCUCCGGCUGCCGAGUUCUGGAAGAAGCGAAGGGGAGCGGGCGUGCGCGGAGGAGGAGACUGCCUGGGGAAGGGAGACGGCGAGACGCGCAGCGCCGGCGCUGGGAGACCCGGGAGGAGCCCGCAGAGCCUGUAACCAGCCCCACGGAGCCGCCUCCCCGCCCGCCAGGGCACCCUCGGCGCCACUUCCGGAGACCGCUUGAGCGGCACCUGCUUGGCUCGGAGGAGGAGCAGGAAUCCAUCGCAGCAGCCCUGGCCUCUCCUCCCGUGGCCCCGGCAGGGCUGGGCAGCUGAAGCCCCCAAGGCCCUGGCCUUCUGGAGACACGUGACCCCAUGGCUUUCCCCUCAGGCCCCGUCUCCCCUCCGUCCAAGGUGGCAGGUGUGGAGCUCCCAUCCAUGCCUCUGAGCCGCCUCCCUCGCCCCCACCUCAUCUCUCCCUUUCCAGAGACAUUAUAAAUCAAACA